AACUUUUCUUUUCACGACGGGGUGACGGUACUCCAAAUAAAUGACGCUAGAUUUUAAUAAAAAUAAGGUAUUUUUAACUGAGCUAACGUUGGCAUAACGUGUGAACCAUAUACGUCCAUUGCGGCUUUAAAAAAAAUCUCCCCUUAGAAAAAAUACUCAUGUUACAUGUUAACUUAUACUUAUUAGCCAUUAACUGACGACAUUAACCGUCGGGUUGAAUAAAAUGCGUUCUGGUUCAACCAAAAUGGCUGCAUUUAUCCCUAACCUUGACGUGUAAUCGGGUAAUACAUUUACACCGACAUUAUUAAAGUUAUAUAACCCAGUUUUUACAUCUCGAACAUAACCGCACACAGUUAGCUUCAUGAUCGGGGAAUGUGUAGCAUUCAGCUUCCCAGGGCUUCAUUCUUCCCGAUGUGUCAUCGCUCAACCGGCUGGACGGGGAUAUUUCCUGGUGAAUUUCAUAUCGUUUGGUUCAGAUCUCCAAGUCACCUGACUCAGCCAGGUGAGCUGCGGGCGGAUGGGUAGUCGGACGGACGCUGCCUUUCUACUCCAGUUGGGGGGGAAUCGACGCUAGUCUCCUGUUACACCCCCCCCUCGCUUUGUCGCCCUCCUUCGUGAUCGGUCUCCCUCGUCGGAUGAAUGCCCGUCCUUGAUUCUACCGUCGCCAAAAGGACUCCAUGUCUUUCUUGGAUUGUUCCUGCAUCUCCCACACUCAAGUCCAGCCCCUGGACAUUGAGGAGUGCUAUGAGGACAUCAGCCACCAGUUCCUGAGCUGUGACAGUUCUGAAUACACCCUGCAAGGGCCGGCAGGGGGCGAUGACAUCACAAGGCUGUCAGCUGAGCCAGCUCACUACCAGCUGCUGUCUGAGCUGGGGAGGGGCUUCAAUAACCUGAGCCAGGUGAACAUGGCGCGCCACGUCCCGACUGGCCAGCCGGUUGCCGUCAAACAAACGAACCUGGACGAGUGCACGGAAGAGGAGCUUCUGCAGCUCUUGAACGAGGUUCUUCUUUCUAGGCGGUUCCGUCACCCCAACCUGCUGACCUCCCGCCUAGUUUUCAGCUCCUGCUGUAAGCUCUGGGUCCUCACGCCCCUCAUGGCCUACGGCUCUGCAGACGCUCUCCUCCGAACGUAUUUCCCAGACGGAAUGAGUGAAUCCCUGAUCGCGUACCUGCUCUAUGGCACACUGAAAGCCUUGGAGUACCUGCACAGGAUGGGCUACGUUCACAGGGGGGUGAAGGCCAGUCACAUCUUGCUGUCUGGUGAGGGGCGUGUCUACCUCUCGGGGCUCCACAGUGUCUACAACAUGAUGCGCGAGGGCAAGCGGAUGAGGACGGUGUUCGACAUGCCACACCACAGCCCUGCCCUGUUGCCAUGGCUCAGCCCCGAACUACUGCGACAGGACCUGCACGGCUACGGAGUCAAGUCGGAUAUCUACAGUUUAGGUACCGUGGCGUGUGAGCUGGUCAGCGGCCGGGUGCCUUUCCAGGACAUGCUCCCCACUCAGAUGCUGCUUCAGAAGCUGCGCGGCUCCCACUGCUGCCUGCUGAAUGUGGCUCCUUUCCCGCUGGGUGAGCUGGGGGGGCUGAAGGUCUCGCGGUCCGGGGUGGACUCCGGCAUCGGGGAGAGCGUUGCCACCGGGAGCAUGACACACAGCGCCACGGCUCCACCCACAGACCGACCUCAGAGCCCUGCGCCCAAAAACCAUUCGGUCACCCUGCACAACCUGGUCGAGCUGUGUCUGCAGCAGCAGCCCGAGCGCAGACCGUCGGCAUCUACACUAUUGACCCACGCCUUCUUCAAGCAGGUGAAGAAGCACACCAGAGACACCUUCCUCAGCCUCAUGUACCCAGCAGUGCCCCUCAGCAGCCGCGAGGACCCUCCGAUAUCCUGCCCCCCCACCUUGUCCUGCCACGCCACGGAGUCAACCUACGCUGAGGCCGCGUGGGACUUUUCCUAACCCCCCCCCCCCCCCAUCCUCUCCUUCUGCAGCCCUCCCUUAACAAAUCUUUUUACUAGCAAGCCAAAACACAAAGACAAUUGCAGCAACAAGGCCAAAUUCUACUGUGCUUUGAUUUCAUAUCAUCAACUCUGACUCUCUGAGCCCUUUUAUUUUUUAUUUAGUAGUUUCAUACUUAAAACAGGUUUCUCUGAUGCAUAUGUACAGAGUUUGCACAAACCAGCAGUUGACUUAUAAUUGCACAAUACUUCAGAGAGUUAAAGGAAAAGUCCACCCUUAAAUACUUUGAAAAACAGCAGUUGGUGAUAAGCAUAUGUAUUUUUUACAAUUUGUUUGUCAUACUAUUAGCGGUGGUCAUAUUUUAGGUUGCUGCUCCUGUUCUCAAAGGACCUUGUUAACUGAAUUUAAAAAUGAUAAAUACAGAGAGUUAAAUAAUAACAAAGUAAACCCUGAUGCACAAAUGACGAUGCAGGAUGGGUUUGUACUUUACAUUAUUUUUACGUAUUCAGACUGAAUAAAUACUGAGGUACAUGAGAAGAUAUUUACAGAACACAUGCAUGUAUAUAUUUUCAUCUACAUCAGAGUGGAACAACCAUGGCUAUAUUGAAAACGGGAAGUGCUAAUUGGUCAUUCAGAGUACUCCAGUCAAACACAAACAAAUGGGGCUUUAAAAUGGUAACAUAAUGCACAAAAUGAUUGACUAUGACUAUGGCUCUGCAACUUAGUACAAAAAUAUGCUUUAUGUAUAUCAUUUUAAUCAAUUCAGCUGUUUUUCACACCUGCCCAAAUUUGAGGCCUGUUUGCAUCAGAAACUACACUUUUUACCAUCUCUGAAUGUUCAGAAAACUUUCCCCAAUCAAAUAUGCCAUGUGUGUUUGCUGUAUGUUUGGACAUGCAUCCACUGGUUUACCACAUGUAUUGUCAUUUGAAAACACAAGACAAAUAGGAUAAACUUCAGUUCCACGUACCAGUUAGAAACCAUCAGUAGAUGAGUUAUUACCAGUGAGUAGUUCCAAAAUAAUAUUUCUACUGUGACCACCUCUCCAACAAUGCCUUUUAUGUAUUUAUGAAACCUGCGUUCUGAAUAUGGUGAUCCAUCUGUAACUGUGAUUAAGUGAACUGUGUAUGAGAACUGUGAUCUACACUACAUAUCAAACAUGGUAGCUGCGUAAGCCUUAUGUAUACAUAACUAUAAAUGAUAUACAUAACUACUAAAUUUGAUUUAUGAACUACCUGUUGAGCCUUGAAUUAUUUUUUAUAGUUUUGUGAUAAGAGAAAGCUGGUGUGAAUUCAGUAUCUUUUUAAACAAUCCAAAAUGACUUUUUCAUUUGCUUUACAAAGUUUAUCAAUUGUUGGUACAAGUAUUAUACAUUACAAUGUAUGUGUGUGAAUAAUAAAUCCCCACACAAAUAUUCGCUUGGUAUCAGAUAUAUCAGAUAAUAGAAAUAAAUUGUUAUAAUCCCAAAGCCAAAA
Messenger RNA from Pungitius pungitius (ninespine stickleback), 3431 nucleotides. It is a transcript of the gene stradb, whose product is annotated as STE20 related adaptor beta. NCBI's taxonomy places the organism in Eukaryota, Metazoa, Chordata, Actinopteri, Perciformes, Gasterosteidae. Gene Ontology annotation, cellular component: serine/threonine protein kinase complex. Bases 678 to 1958 code for a protein of 426 amino acids. Gene Ontology annotation, molecular function: protein kinase activity; ATP binding; protein serine/threonine kinase activator activity. The record is from RefSeq and is a predicted model, not a curated record. The transcript has 11 exons. Gene Ontology annotation, biological process: protein phosphorylation; protein export from nucleus; activation of protein kinase activity.